GUUUCACAGGGUGUCUUUAUCUGUCACAUCACUUGUAAUGAUGAAUAUAAUCACCGUUCUUUUGUGUAAGUACAUUGACAACAGAUACGUUUAAUUGUGUCAUUGUUUGUUCUUAUAAUUGAGUGAACCUUUGUGUGCAAGUAUAAGGGGAAUUUUGCUUUUUUUUUUUCUUUAAGGGGCUCUUGCAAAUCAGGUCUCAUGUCAAACUAAUGGUGAGAACACAUCUGUUUGCUGCAUUCUCAAUGUGAUUGUUAUGGAUUGUAUCAUUUAUUGUCGUCUGUUUCAAAAAUCUAUGUUACAGAUAUUUUUCCUGCGAGGAUCCUGGUACAAAAGAAAAAUAUAAGCGAGAACACUGACCUAUAUAUAACCUGCAGCACAUUUGGGCUGAAGAAACACACUGUGGUCUAUGUUUAUUUAUGUAAGGAUGACAUUGGAAUCAAUAAAAUUACACAGAAACAAGAUCAGAAUGAUAGCACCUUCACCAUACACAGAGUUGGUCUUCAACACAGUGGAAACUAUAGCUGUGUUUACUCCGAAAAUGAUUAUUCACUUUCCAAGGUAGCCAAGAGAGGGUUCAACAUCAUUCAAAUUCUGGUUAUAGGUAAGGAUCUUCAUUCCUAUGAAAGCAAUAUGUCAUUGUUAUUCUCGUCACUCAUCUUGUUCUUCUGCCACACAGCCAAUUUUCUCCCUGCAGAUAUUGCAGUAGCUGGGCCGUCCACUGUCAGGGAGGGAGACAAUGUUGAGUUCAGAUGUACUGUUUCGGAUAGACUGCAAACUCUUGAUGGAUGUCAGCUCAUUCACUCUUACCUGAUGAGGAAUGAGACCAUCAUCCAGCUGCAAGCGUUUAAUCUCAUAAGCAUGGAGGCAGCUUUCAGCAUGGAAGGUGCCGCCAUGAGGGAUUCGGGUAGCUACAGCUGUGUGGUGCUGCCAUCUAAAUGUAUCGACGAGCAUGAGAAAACACUCAGUGGGAAUAAUGUGGUAUUACUCGACGUCAAAGGGAGUUUGUUAUUCCCAGUGAGUGCCUUUUGUGGAGUGAUAAUCCUGAUGCUGUCACUUAGUUUGUGUCUGUGGUGCAUCAGGAGAUCAGGUCAGAUGAGUGCAGAGGUCAACUCAACUGCGUGCAGUCUAUGGGUUUUGCCCCGUGUGGAGAGUCAACAGGCCAAUACGGUCGUUUUGGAGGAACAGCAGGACUGCUUAGAGCAACGGGAUCUGGAAGCACAAGAUGGAAACUCAUUCAGCAGCACGGAGGAGAUAGAAGAGUAUAAUGACAUUGAUGCUGAGGACAUGGAUAUUUAUGAGGAAGUGCCCUGUGUUGAAGGUGGUCCAGCUGUGAGAGCAAGUGAAUAACCCGUGUACUGUACCUAUUUCAAAAGGAAGAAACAGCAGAGCACAUCGGUUCCCACUUCUAUUCACUGCCAGUUUAAUGCAUAACUGUGAUGCACCCCUGUUUUGGCCAAUCUGUGUCUAAUUUCAUGAAAGUAAAUUAAUGCUAAAAUUUAGAUGAGGAACUGCUCACUGUAAAUAUGUCCUAUGAGAUUUUUUUCUUUGUAAUGGGGGGUUAAAUUCCUUUUUGCCUAAUUAAUGAACAGAGUGAUUGUUCCUGUCAUUGUAUAAUCAGUGCUUUAUAAAAUAUACAUAUACAUUUGUUUUCAAUAAUAAACUGUGCAGGUGUCAUUGUUUCAUUGAUUGGUUGUACUUUGUAUU
Messenger RNA from Scatophagus argus, 1704 nucleotides. RefSeq lists its product as uncharacterized. Bases 631 to 1347 code for a protein of 238 amino acids. The record is from RefSeq and is a predicted model, not a curated record. NCBI's taxonomy places the organism in Eukaryota, Metazoa, Chordata, Actinopteri, Scatophagidae. The transcript has 7 exons.